This is a messenger RNA of Acipenser ruthenus (sterlet), 4035 nucleotides long. RefSeq names its product kelch repeat and BTB domain-containing protein 12-like. Gene Ontology annotation, molecular function: protein binding. NCBI's taxonomy places the organism in Eukaryota, Metazoa, Chordata, Actinopteri, Acipenseriformes, Acipenseridae. The coding region runs from base 170 to 2014 and encodes 614 amino acids. The transcript has 6 exons. The record is from RefSeq and is a predicted model, not a curated record.
ACAGUCAGAUGUAUUUCCUGUGUCUUGCUGCAUGUAGGCCACAUUUUUAUUUUUGUUUUCAAGAAACUAUAAAAGUAGCAUUUUUGUAGCGUCGCCUGAAAGACAAGCGGACGUUACCAAGGAAAUGAUCUGAUUCUUCAUAUCUCAACAGUAAACUACUCUCUUCAUUAUGGAUCACAAAGCUAAACACAGCCUGAAGUUAAUAGACCAAAUCAACAAAAUGAAGGAGAUGGACGAACUAACUGAUGUCAUUCUGAUCGCUGAAGGGGUGAGCUUCCCUUGCCACCGGCUCAUCCUGUCUGUGUUCAGCCCCUAUUUCAAAGCCAUGUUUACCUGCGGGCUGCAGGAGUGCAGCAGGAAGGACGUUCAGCUUUUCGACACGUCGGCUGAGAGCUUAUCUGUCAUCCUAAACUACAUGUACAACUCGGAGCUGCACCUCACCAAUUCCAACGUGCAGCAUGUCAGCACUACGGCCUGCAUGCUUCAAAUGGACGACACAUUCAAAACCUGCCAUAAAUACAUGAUGGAUCACAUGGAUGCAUCCAACUGUGUUGGGGUUUACCAUUUUGCCAAGCAGCUUGGUGCUGAGGAACUUGCAGAUCAGGCUAAAAAGUACCUGGACCAGCACUUUGCUGAGGUGUGCUUGCAGGAAGAGAUACUGGACAUCGAACCCCACCAGCUGUUGACUCUGAUCACAUCGGACAACCUUAACGUUUCCCGGGAAGAGAGCAUAUUGGACGUGGUCCUCCGUUGGAUGAACCACAGCAGAAAAUCACGAGCCCAGCAUCUUCCAGACCUUCUUAAGCAAGUGAGGCUGGUUCUGGUGAGCCCAGCGUUCCUCAAGGAGGUCAGGAAGAGAAACACAGCCCUGCUGUGUAACUCCGAAUGCCACAGCAUGAUUGACGAUGCAUUGCAGACCAUCCAGAUGACUACCCGGCCUCGCACUCUCAAGCUGAGAUACGGGAUGGAGACAACAGACCUGCUGCUCUGUAUUGGCAACAAUGGCUUCGGUAUAAAAUCCAGACAUGGAAACUAUUCUGAUGCCAGCUUCUGUUACGCUCCCACAACAAAGAGGACUUACUUUAUGACUUCUCCACGAUACGGGGAUGCUUUGGGAUAUGUCUGCACUGGAGUUGUGACUGAGAACGAUGACAUAGUGGUUGCCGGAGAAGCUGGUGUGCGGAAAAUGUCUAGGCAGAAGACUAGGGAUGUGGAGAUUUGUAGGUACGAGAUCAAAUCGAGAGGCUGUUGGGAGAAGCUGUGCUCUGCUGAAUUCAGAGAGCUGUACGCCUUGGGCACUGUGCACAACACCCUGUACCUCCUCGGUGGUCAGAUGAAGCUGAAGGACCGCUUUGUGGUCACAAACAGCGUGGACAAGUUCUCCUUGGAGAGGAACCAGUGGAGAAGCUCCCCUCCCUUGCCUGUGCCGUUAGCUUGCCAUGCCGUGGUCACGCUUCAUAGCAAACUCUACGUCUUUGGAGGAUGGACUCCACAGACAGAUCAUCCAGACGAUGAGCCAGAUCGGUUGAACAAUCGCAUGUUUCAGUUCGACCCUGGCAGAGACAAGUGGACGGAGUGCGGUCCCAUGAAAUACUCCAAGUACCGCUUCAGCACGGCCGUGGUCAACAGCGAGAUUUAUGUCUUGGGUGGUAUAGGGUGCCUGGGUGCUGACCGUGGUCAGGCGAGAAGAUGUCUUGAUAACGUGGAGAUCUACAACCCUGACGGAGACUUCUGGAGGGAGGGCCCUGAAAUGCCCUUGCCCCUUCUCUCCCUCCGAACCAACGCUACCAGCGUGGGUGUGGUCGAAGGCAAGCUGUACGUCUGCGGGGGCUAUCAUGGGGCAGAUCGUCAAGAGGUCAUUAUCAAAGAUAUCCUGGAGCUGGACCCCUGGGAUAACCAAUGGAACGUGGUGGCACACAACGCUCUCAUGCACGACAGCUAUGACGUCUGCCUCGUGGCCAGACUGAACCCCAGAGAUCUGAUCCCUCCCCCCUCAGACCUGGUGGAUGAGUGAGCAGUGGGGUGGGGUGUCCAUCAGUGUAGAGGGUAGUUUUUAUAAAAUAUACUUCAAAUAUGGCAAAAUCAUGCAGACUGAGAAAUGGAAGAUGCAUUGUUCACUGUUUAACUCUCUGAUACAGUUCCAUUGCUUUCCCUAGGAUUUUACUUUGGAGUGGGGGUUAGGAGGUGGUCUUGGCCUUGCCUGCAGACUGGAAAUGACAAAACCACCAUGCAUCUGUCAGGCUUGAGUGAGUCAGUGGACUGAGUGGCAGGGAGGAAGUUCAGGUCAAGACUGAGGGAAGUUCUCAUGGCGCCUGCCAGACUGUAGCUAGUUCCACUGUCCCUCACAUUUCUCUAAUAAAAGCUCCUCGCCAAUAACUCCCAGAGAGGAAGCUGUUCAGAUUUCCUACAAACAUGAGUUAUAAUUGCACUUAUGUAACUCUCUUACAGUGUAUUUAUUUUAUGAUGGAUUUAAAAAUCACACCAUUUGCCAUUGUUUUCAAUAAUCACAUCAUGUCGCCAUUGAGUCUCCCUCCCCUGGUCUUGAUCAUGCUUUCUGGGUAACAGCAUGUCUGAAUAGUGUGUUAAGAACUUCUGGAAGAUGUGAUCUGAUUGGAAGUUUUUAACCAAUGUAUUUCUUUUCAAGUACAUAGAGCUAACAGAAUGACUCCAGCAGAUCCUACUUACUAAGCAUUGCCAUCAUUUCUUAGGCCUCACGGUUACCUAUAGAAAAGAUGCACACAUUAUGGUAAAGGUGAAUUAGAUAUUAGUGUAGAAAAUGCAUCAAUUGCUCCUUCCAGGUAUUUUAAUGCUACACUUCUGGAUCACCACAUUCUACUGCACGAGUCUGCAUGAAGUCACAUUAAAAACAUGUCUGUCACAGAUAAGCAGCAUUUGUUAAAUGAAAUGUGCUUAUGUGAAGCACCUGGGAGUUCUUGCAAAGGAAAUAAAUGGCACCCAUUUUUUGUAGAUUUUUCUAUUUUUAGAUAGUUUUUUUUUAAAUAUCUAUGUGAUGGGACACUAUCCCAACACCCAAGAAGCGUCAAGUCAAAAGAUGUUUGGUAUUUUUCCCUUUUACAAGAACUCCCAGAAACAACUUUGGUAUUUUCAAAGUGAACUUUGCUUAAUGUUGUGUAUGUGUUAAUGUGUGUAUCUAUCAAAGAGGAAAAUGUAAGAUCUACAAAGUUUUUCUUAACUAAUAUGUAUUAAGUAAUACAUAUUAGUUAAGAAAAACAGGAAUGAUUAUGUCAACUCUGAAAUCAACAAUCACACGCUUCUGAUUACUGUAAUUUCAUUUUGUGUGUUUCAUUCUGCCAGAGGUAACUUGCUGUCUUACAGACAUGAGCAGCUGAGAGAUAGCACUGUCUGUCAGCAGGCCUGUUCUCAGCUGCAGCACAAACUCUGUUUCCACAGUCAUUCCAAUUGAAUCUCAUCCAUCAAUCAAAAUGUCAUUCAGAACCCUUCUUCCAAGAAUGCCAUGUCCCAGUAGCUUGUGUCUUUCUACAGCAGCCUUUGGCAGAUUGCAUUUUAUUCCGCUUGCCUGGAGGAAGGUAGACUGUGUAGCGCUGAACACCCACAGAUUAAUUGUAACUGUUCUCUGUGCUACUGGGUCUGGUUAAGUGCGGAGGUGGUUUCUAUAAUUCUUAUUUAGGAGGAGAAUAUUUUGGCACUGUGCUGUCUUUCGCUUCCUUGCUCAUAUUUUGGUGUUUGUUGUAGCCUAAUAUUAUAUAUUUUGGGAAAACAUCACAUAGUUCUACAGCUAUAAACAACAACAAUAACCAUUUGACCCAGCCCUUGUGUGAAUACAUGUUAUUAUUAUUUAUUUCUUAGCAGAUGCCCUUAUCCAGGGUGACUUACAAUUGUUAAAAGAUAUCACAUUAUUUUUUACAUACAAUUGCCCAUUUAUACAGUUGGGUUUUUACUGGAGCAAUCUAGGUAAAGUACCUUGCUCAAGGGUACAGCAGCAGUGUCCCCCCACCUGGGAUUGAACCCACAACCCUCUGGUCAAGAAUCCAGAGCCCUAACCACUACUCUACA